Molecule: messenger RNA, 2329 nt
Organism: Carcharodon carcharias (great white shark)
Lineage: Eukaryota; Metazoa; Chordata; Chondrichthyes; Lamniformes; Lamnidae
Gene: slc37a2
Product: solute carrier family 37 member 2
Exons: 19
Coding region: 419-1981 (520 amino acids)
Biological process (GO): phosphate ion transmembrane transport; glucose-6-phosphate transport
Cellular component (GO): endoplasmic reticulum membrane
Molecular function (GO): glucose 6-phosphate:phosphate antiporter activity
Source: RefSeq, a predicted model, not a curated record
CCGGGUCACAUGCUGCUGUGGGAGAGAAAUCUCCAACCAUGGCUGGGCUGUUUAUGACUCGUCUUAUCCAUGGGUCUCUAAUGGUAGUAUUUAUGUGAUUGAAAUCUAGCUCAGUCUUCAGCUGAUCAGCCCCGGAAGUUUUUGCUCUGUAACAUUUGUUACCUUGCCCUGUGGUUGGCUACAUUAUGCAUUGUUUCCAUGUAAUUUGUUACAUCACCGGGACUAGAUGGAUACCACAGCAGUUUUAAACCAGACCUCCGAUUCCCGUCUUCAAUGACAGAGCCUUCAAGACCAUGCCUCUGACGCUGGGGUAAUUGCUGAAUCUGAAAAGUCGAAAGGCUAGGAAUCGCUGCGGAGUCUGCCAGCUCGGUGCUGCUACCUCUUUUAUUUCCGUUUUAAGCUCAACACUGAGUGAAUCAUGGCUCGGUCUACGAUACCUCCAGGGAUCCGCUGUAUCCAGGCAUUUUCCAGAGACAACUGGUAUCGUGGGUUUACUCUAGUGAUGACCUUCAUGUUUUACACCAGUUAUCACCUGUCUCGCAAACCUAUCAGCAUUGUCAAGAGUGAACUUCACAAGAAUUGUUCAGGAGCUGCUGGACAUGGAAACACAAGUCACCGUGACAAUGACACAUGGUGUGACUGGGCUCCAUUUGAUAAACCCAACUACAAGAUGCUGUUUGGUGCACUGGACAACUCCUUCCUGAUAACUUAUGCCAUUGGCAUGUUCCUCAGUGGUAUGUUUGGGGAGCGUCUCCCUCUGCGAUAUUACCUGACUGCCGGAAUGUUGCUCAGUGGGUUAUUCACAGCCCUUUUUGGAUUUGGAUUUUACUGGAACAUACACAGCAUCUGGUACUAUGUGGUUAUACAGAUCGCAAAUGGUUUGGCUCAGACUACAGGGUGGCCAGCUGUUGUUGCUUGCGUGGGGAACUGGUUUGGAAAAGGGAAGAGAGGACUCAUCAUGGGAAUCUGGAACUCUCACACCUCAGUCGGGAAUAUCCUGGGCUCCUUGAUCGCUGGAAUCUUUGUGUCAUCUGCCUGGGGUUUAUCAUUCAUAGUGCCUGGUGCCAUUAUCGCAGCAAUGGGAAUAGUCUGCUUCUUCUUUCUGGUGGAAUACCCUGAAGAUGUUGGUUGCACACCUCCCGAACACCAUAAUGCUUCAAUGAUGCCUUGGAAGAGGAGGAGAGAAGAUUGGAGAAACACAGCAAUGACUGGGGAAUCUGAGGAUCAACGAGAGCAAGAGCCAUUGAUACACCAUGGGAGCAUGGAGGAGAUUUUUACCAAUCCCAGUGAUACAGAAAAUGGGGGCACCAUCAGUCCCAGUGAGCAGCCUUCUGCAAUUAGCUUCCUUGGGGCACUCAAAAUACCUGGUGUGGUCGAGUUCUCGCUGUGUUUACUCUUUGCCAAGCUGGUCAGUUAUACAUUCCUGUUCUGGUUGCCUCUCUACAUUUCCUCUGUUGCCCAUCUGAAUCCCAAAGCUGCUGGUGAUAUCUCAACACUCUUUGACGUUGGUGGCAUUCUUGGUGGGAUUCUGGCUGGGAUCAUCUCCGAUUACACUGGUGGGAGGGCCACCACUUGCUGGAUUAUGCUAAUUGUUGCUGCUCCUAUGCUGUUCCUUUAUAACUACAUUGGGAAAAAUGGAUUGGCAACGAUUAUAGGAAUGCUAAUUUUCUGUGGUGCGCUAGUGAAUGGACCAUAUGCACUGAUCACAACAGCAGUAGCAGCUGAUCUGGGAACACACAAGUCCCUUAAAGGGAACGCUAAAGCAUUAUCAACUGUCACCGCAAUCAUCGAUGGAACAGGCUCAAUUGGUGCUGCAUUGGGUCCAUUGCUGGCUGGAGUCCUCACUGACUGGAAUAGUGUCUUUUACAUGUUGAUUGUAUCUGAUAUUUUGGCCUGUCUGUUAUUGAGCAGAUUAGUGUACAAGGAGAUCCGAGGCUGGUGUGGGUACCCAAUGAGAUUAAGAGGGUUUAAGGAGUUCUGAUCGAGAACACUCUCCACUGAGAAAUUCUUAAAGAGACUGGGAAAUUUUUCAGUUCGUGGAUUAAUUCUGCUUUGGCUUCAAAGCUUGGUACCUAACUCCAUCGAUGUGUGGAAGCAAAACACCAAGAUCCAAUGUAGUGAAAAGAAUGAAGUCUUUUUAAUCUCUGGUAUCCCUCCCAGAGACUGACAUCACAAAGAGAUUAAAGUCAGACUGGCCUUUUUGAUACAGUUUAGCCCCUUUGCUAUUGAAGAUUGCCUUUCAAUUUAUGGUGAACAGGGUUUUAUUGAUGGAGUCUAAGCCUGAUGUAGUGUCUUUUAUUUGUUUAAAAUACACACACACUUUAGAUAA